CAAAGUGGUAGUGAUAAACGUGACAUCAAAAUGCAGUCUGACGCUUUGUUUUCUGAACAAAGACAAAAAAGAAUGGAGGAAACUGAAUUGCUGAAAGAAAGAUUCCAGGCUAUAACAGACAAAAGAAAACUGCAAGAAGAAAUUGCACAGAAACGUCUAAAAGUUGAAGAGGAAAAAAUGAAGCACCAACAUUUAAAGAAAAAGGCCCUGCGAGAAAAAUGGCUUUUGGAUGGCCUAAGUUCUCUUACUCCAAAAGAGCAAGAAGAAAUGCAAAAGCAGAAUCGGGAGGACCAACAACGGACUCAUGAGCUGGAACAAGACAUUUUCAGAUUGGAGAAGGAAAUUGAGGCUCUGGAAAGAGAGGAAAUAAAAGUCUCAGCUAAGGAAGAAGCAAUUUUAAAGAAGCUUAAGUCUGUUGAGAAAACAACAGAAGACAUAAUAAAGUCUGUGAAGGCUGAAAAACCAGGAGUUGAAAAAGAGGCAGCAGACUACAUAUAUGCCAGCAUACCUGACCUUCCCAAGUAUUUCAAGCCUUCUGCACUGAGGAGCACAGCACAUGCUGCCACCAGUGAUGAAGAAAAGAAAAAAGCACUGUUUGCCAUGGAAAUUAAAGUUGAAAAAGACAUGAAGACAGGAGAAAACACAGUGUUAUCAACAAUACCUCUUCCCUCAAAGGAGUUUAAAGAGACAGGAAUUAAAGUCUAUGAUGAUGGCAGGAAGUCAGUCUAUGCAGUGUCCUCAAAUGGGAGCACAACACAAAAUGGGAUAGAUGAACUUGCUCCUGUUGAAGUGGAAGACCUGCUACGGCAGGCAACUGAAAAAAAUUCCCAGUCUCCCACAGAGUACCAUGAGCCUGUGUUUGCAAACAAAUUUUGCAGACCAGUUACUCCUCAGAAAGAUAAAUUAGUUCCUGGACCAAAGCUGGAAGACACUCAGAGAGGAGAGAUGAACGGAUUUAGCAAUCAGACAGAAUUCUCCUCCAGAAUAGAGCCUUUUAUGCAACAACAUAAAGAGAAUGGGCUUGAUCUUCCAAAGGUAAUACAGCCAAAGUCUCCCUUUCCAGUACUUUCCCAUUCCGAGAAGAAAGUGCACACUAAUCCUGAGAACAGGAUGAUACAUAGUGAAGAAAGAAAAGCUGCACACGAAGAAUUAAAACCUUACCAGAAUACAAGAGAAAGACAUAAUGAGACAAGGUUGUUAAGUCCCUGCCAUCCUAAUGAAACAUCUCCUGCACCUCAAGAUGAGGAAGAUGUUCAAUACAGCAUUGUCCAAGCUGUACCGUGUUAUGUGGAUGAUUCUGAACCUGUAACAAUGAUUUUCAUGGGUUAUCAGCGCAUUGAUGACAAUGAUGCAGAAGCAGACCAAAAGUUGUCACGAUACGAUGGGGUUAUCCACGCAGAAUUAGUUAUCAUUGAUGAUGAUGAAGAUGACAGCAAAUCUGAGAAACCAGCAUAUCAUCCCAUAGGCCACUACAGUCAGGUUUAUCAGCCACCAAGCAGGAAAAUCACAGAAGUCCCACAGACAAACCCUUUGAGCAGCCUGGGCGUGAGCCUGAACAACAUACCCCACAAAAAUUCCAUCUCCCUGCGAGAACAAGAGGAACGCUUAAGCUCACCAACACACCGUGCUCAUCUUCACAGCCAGAUAUCUGGAGAUGGUACCGAAGAUCCCUCCCUAACAGCUCUGAGGAUGAGAAUGGCAAAGCUGGGGAAAAAGGUGAUUUAACAGCUGUAAUGACAUGGAAGUAAAUUUACUACUCAAAGCUGAAUAAAGCUAAGAAGAGUUUCUUCAACAUACCUUUUUUGGAUCAU
Molecule: messenger RNA, 1811 nt
Organism: Balearica regulorum gibbericeps (East African grey crowned-crane)
Lineage: Eukaryota; Metazoa; Chordata; Aves; Gruiformes; Gruidae
Gene: PALMD
Product: palmdelphin
Biological process (GO): regulation of cell shape
Cellular component (GO): membrane; cytoplasm
Source: RefSeq, a predicted model, not a curated record